Messenger RNA from Lucilia sericata (common green bottle fly), 2687 nucleotides. It is a transcript of the gene ari-1, whose product is annotated as E3 ubiquitin-protein ligase ariadne-1. Lineage: Eukaryota; Metazoa; Arthropoda; Insecta; Diptera; Calliphoridae. Gene Ontology annotation, cellular component: ubiquitin ligase complex; cytoplasm; nucleus. Gene Ontology annotation, biological process: positive regulation of proteasomal ubiquitin-dependent protein catabolic process; protein polyubiquitination; ubiquitin-dependent protein catabolic process. The record is from RefSeq and is a predicted model, not a curated record. The transcript has 8 exons. Gene Ontology annotation, molecular function: zinc ion binding; ubiquitin conjugating enzyme binding; ubiquitin protein ligase activity. The coding region runs from base 561 to 2072 and encodes 503 amino acids.
AUCAUUUGUUUUAUAAAGUUUACAAAGAAAGUUCGUCGCAGUUUGCUGCGUUCGUUGCGAGAAAAACUGGAAUUUUUCUUUGGGUACUUUUUGUUUAAAAUAAAAUUUCCUUUAUAAAUUAAAAAGCUAUAAAAAUUAUUUGCACAAAAUAACAAAAAGAAAAUAAAUUGCAUAAAAAGCAAAAUUUUAAAAGCAGUGUAUGAAAAAAAAAACGUGCAAGUGUUAAAAGAAAAAGAAUUUUAGUUAAAGGAAAAAAAAAUUAUAAAGUUAAAAAUUGAAAUUUAGUUUUCAAAGUGUAAAAGUUCACAAAUUAAAAGGAAAAUUGAAUUAAAGUUGAAGAAAAAAGAAAAUUUCAACGUAAAAUACGCAAUUACAAAAUUUUAGCAACGAAUUAUUAACAAAUUUAUACCAAUAACAUUAAAAUAAACAAAAAUAUACAAUUUUCCAUAAAAGCUUUUGAAUUUAGUUUAUUUCUCUUCCUACACUACCUCUCUAUCGUGCUGCUGUUGCUGCUAGCAGUCUUCUGCUUUUUCAGUUUCUCCCCUUAGUCUUCUUUCAUUAUGGAUUCUGAUGAAGAUUCCUUUGAAAUAGAUAAUGUUGAUUCCGGUAAUGUUUCUUCCGGCGAUGAGGGUGAUGAUGAUUUUCCUAUGGAUGAUAUACCUUCGGUACACGAACGUCAAGCCGAUAAUGAUGAGUACAAUUAUGAAGUCUAUACAACAGAUGAAAUUGUUUUACAUCAACGGGAGAUAAUCGAUGAAGUUAAAAUUGUUUUAAAGCUCCCUCCAACCAUAACACGAAUGCUAUUAAAUCAUUUCAAAUGGGACAAAGAAAGACUUUUAGAAAAAUAUUUCGAUGGCAAUGUAGAGGAUUUAUUUAAACUGGCACAUAUUGUGAAUCCCUUCAAUAAACCAGCCAAUGCUAAUAAACAAAAGAAUUCAAAAAAUACUGCAGAAGAAUGUGAAAUUUGUUUCUCACAAUUGCCCUCAGAUUCCAUGGCUGGUUUGGAAUGCGGUCAUCGUUUCUGCUUAACCUGCUGGCGUGAAUAUCUAACAACGAAAAUCGUUACCGAAGGUCUAGGUCAAUCGAUAUCGUGUGCAGCUCACGGCUGUGAUAUUUUAGUGGACGAUGUAACCGUAACAAAACUGGUAACAGACCCCCGGGUACGUGUUAAAUACCAACAACUCAUAACAAACUCUUUUGUCGAGUGCAAUCAAUUGUUACGCUGGUGUCCGUCCGUUGAUUGUACCUACGCAAUCAAAGUGGCCUACUAUGAAUCACGGCCAGUGCGUUGCAAAUGUAAUCAUGAAUUCUGUUUUGCUUGCGGCGAAAACUGGCACGAUCCGGUCAAGUGUCGUUGGUUAAAGAAGUGGAUUAAGAAGUGUGACGAUGAUUCAGAGACAAGCAAUUGGAUUGCGGCCAACACCAAAGAGUGUCCCAAGUGCAAUGUAACGAUUGAAAAAGACGGCGGCUGUAAUCAUAUGGUCUGCAAGAAUCAAAAUUGUAAACAUGAUUUCUGUUGGGUUUGUUUGGGUUCAUGGGAGCCGCAUGGUUCGUCAUGGUACAAUUGCAAUCGUUACGAUGAAGAUGAAGCCAAAGCAGCACGUCAUGCUCAAGAGAAAUUUAGAUCAUCAUUAGCAAGAUAUUUACAUUAUUAUAAUCGUUAUAUGAAUCAUAUGCAAUCUUUAAAAUUUGAAAAUAAAUUGUAUGCCUCUGUUAAACAUAAAAUGGAAGAAAUGCAACAACAUAAUAUGUCAUGGAUUGAAGUGCAAUUUUUGAAAAAGGCCGUUGAUAUUUUAUGCCAAUGCCGUCAAACACUCAUGUAUACGUAUGUUUUUGCGUAUUAUUUGAAAAAGAACAAUCAAUCAAUGAUAUUCGAAGAUAAUCAAAAAGAUUUAGAAUCUGCCACUGAAAAAUUAUCAGAAUAUUUGGAACGUGAUAUAACAUCAGAAAAUUUAGCUGAUAUUAAACAAAAAGUUCAAGAUAAAUACAGAUACUGUGAAAAAAGGCGUAAAGUACUUUUAGAUCAUGUACAUGAGGGCUAUGAAAAAGAUUGGUGGGAAUAUUUGGAAUGACGAGAUAUUCCAUCAACGGCUCGUAAGCGAUGUAGUGGUAAUAAAUUCAAAAGAAAUUCAUUAUAAUUAUAAAAAAACAACAAAAAUAAUAAUUUAAACAGAAACCACACAUUUUACUAUAAAAAAAAAAACAAACAAAAAACCCCAAAAAAAAUCUAAAAAAAAAACUUAAAUAUAAAACAAAAUAUAAUAGUUAUUAAACAAAAAAACAAAUACAACAAAACGCCAACAAAAAUAUUAAUUAUUAUUACAACAAUUAAUAAGUUUUUUUUGGUCCUUUUUAAAAACAUAACAAAAGAAAAAGAAUUUUAAAACCUGAAAUUAGAAAAUGAAAAAAAUUUGAAAGUUAAAAAAGAAAAAAUCACUUGGUUAAGAAACUUUGGUGGUUUAUUAAAAUUAAAUGUUAUAAAUAUUUAAACUCAAAUUGAGCUGCGCAGGUCCUUUAAAUAACUCAUUAAUGCUUAGCAUUAUUUAAAUUUAAAUUAUUUCGAAAAUUAUUUAGCAAAAACCAAGUGAUUUAGAAUAAAAUUUGUUAUUAAAAAAAACUGGCGAAUUAAGCAAAAGCAAACAAAAGAAACUUAAAUUAAAGCUUAAAACAUAUUUUAUUAUUAUUAA